AUGAGAAAAACCCUAAACGAACUAGAAAACAGCUUGAUGGACACUUUGACUCGUGUGUACCACGUUUGGAAAACAGUGUUAGAUAUGUUAAAAGACAGAGGAUAUGUCACAAAUGAUUUGGACCAUCAGACAACGCUUGACGAAUUUAGAGAGCGUGUGGGUGUUGGAGCCGAUGGUGUGGACCGAGGAAAAUUGACUAUUAAAGCUGUUCGCGAGGGCAGUGCCGACGAUGGAAUAAUUGUACUUUUUGCAAAAGAUGACAAAAUGAAAACGGAAGUCUUCCGAAGUUACGCCGAGGAAGUGCAAGGACAGGAAUGUAAACGUGCCAUUGUUGUAUACAGAGGCCAGUUGUCGUCUGUCAUCGUUCAGUUUGUUAACAGUUCGGAACAAAAAGUCAAGUGGGAAUUAUUACUGGAGGACGAACUGAUUGUUAACGUCACAAAACACGUGUUGGUGCCCGAGCACAUCAAAUUGACUGAUGAAGAGAAACAAGCUGUGUUGAAGAAGUACCAAGUCAAGGAGUCACAACUCCCCCGUUUGCUCAAAAGCGAUCCAAUUGCAAAGUACUACGGGUUUGAGAGAGGUGAUGUUAUUAAGAUCAUCAGAAAGAGUGAGACUGCAGGAAGAUACGUGACAUACAGAGCAGUGUUUUAA
Entamoeba invadens IP1 is the source of this 654-nucleotide messenger RNA. RefSeq names its product DNA-directed RNA polymerase I, II, and III subunit RPABC1, putative. Gene Ontology annotation, biological process: DNA-templated transcription. Bases 1 to 654 code for a protein of 217 amino acids. Gene Ontology annotation, molecular function: DNA-directed RNA polymerase activity; DNA binding. Lineage: Eukaryota; Evosea; Mastigamoebida; Endamoebidae. Gene Ontology annotation, cellular component: RNA polymerase I complex; RNA polymerase II, core complex; RNA polymerase III complex. The record is from RefSeq and is a predicted model, not a curated record. The transcript is spliced from 2 exons.